AAUCAGCCAUCCUUAUCACAAAUUUUGGACUUGGUAAAAAUUUACGUUGUUGAUCGUUGAUCGUUAAUCCAAUCAUAAGCAUUCUAAGCGAUAAAUAAGAUGAGUUCCAAGUUAUUUUAUUAAAUUCAAUCGCUAAAUCAUACGAAAAUAAUGAAAAAUCCUAUAAUGAGUACGAGUAGUAGGUAAAUGAAACUUGGGAAAUGACAGUUUUAUGUUAUGUGCGAUCUGUGGUGUUGAAUUCGCUUAAAACUGUAGUCGAAUCGUCAUUAUGCGAAAAUUUCAUGAUUUCCCAGCAAUUGUUUAAAAAAAUUUGACUAUAUGGUCAUGUAGUAUGUGCCAAUGCGAAGACUCGCCGUUGAAUCUUCGAAAUAACACAACGCAAUGUACAACUGGAAGAGAAAACUUUGUAUUUUGAAGGGAAAAAUUCUUUCUAGUGUUUAUUCAUUGUAUUGCAAUUUCAAAGUUCUUUGUUGUAGUUGUAGAUAUUACAUACGAGUAUCAUUUGCUGCUGAGCAAACUGAGUGUUUUUCAAAACUUCCAAAGAUGGAAUUACCUUACAUGUAGGAUUUUUCUUCGUUUUUUCUUUCUUUUAGUAUGAUUUAGCGAUUGAAUUUGAUAAAAUUACUCAGAACUCAUCUUAUUUAUUGCUUGUGAUUAGAUCAACGAUCAACGAAGUAAAUUUUUACAAGUCCAACAUCGUGAUAAGGAUGGCUGAUUGUUUGGGUACGGGUCGGGGUCUAUGGUCGAGCGUAAAAAUCUGUAUUUCGACUCCCCAGAACAUACCUUUCAAGAAAAUCAAAAAAAAAAUUUUUUUACAACUUUUAUUAUUGUAGUUGCUCUAUUUUUUGACCUCAGAUUUAGGGUCAAGAGAAUCGUUCGCGAACGUUUCAACCCCCACAGUCAGAUUCAGCACCCUAAGUACUACUAAUAUCCACCAUAAAAAAGAUAUCGAUUUUUUGGACACUAAGUUGGUUUUCUCGUGACAGAUCACAUUUUUAAAAAAUUGUCGAAGAAUUUUGAUUUACAAAGUUAUUAGUUAGCGAAGCCGCAAAGCGAUAAAUUUGAAGAAAGGCUUGAGUGUGGUAUAUAGUAUCAAUUACAUUCUAUCUCAACUGCGCAAAUGCCAAUCGUACUGAUUGCUGCCCUAUAAAUUCGGUUUCAUUAUUCACUAUUUGGAAGAAUGACUUACACUCCGUUUGAAGAAAUAAAACUGGAUGCCCGUCCGAAUGGCGUAUUCGACACCAUGGACGAAUACAGAAAAAAGAAUCUCUUUUGCGAUGUGACUCUCGAUAUCGGCGGUACUUUGUUUCCUUGUCAUCGUCUCAUUUUGACAAUCUCGUCUACUUAUUUUCAAGCUAUGUUUAAUGGAAAUUUCAAGGAAAGCAGCUUGAAAACCAUCCCCAUUCAGGGCAUCAAUGCCGAGGUAAUGGAAAUCUUGCUGUCCGCUAUUUAUUCCGCGCGAAUUCGUUUGCUUCCAAAUAAUGCGUAUUUCGUAUUGAAAGCGAGCCAUUUGCUCCAAUGUGAUAAAGUUUUCAACGCAUGUGUGGACUGUAUUAUCAAGAACAUACGCCAUAUGCAUUACUUACCUGAAACAUGUGCAUUUGCAAAAACCGUUGGAGCUGAAAAAUUAUAUGGUGCAUGUAUAGGGAAGUUAGCUACGUCCCUGAUAUUUUGGGGAAAAACUGACAGUUUGUUGGAUCUUUCGUACGAUGUUUUCAAACAUUUACUAUCAAAAGUAAGAUCGACUUGGAGCAGUAUCGAUGAUGACAUUCUAGCGAUAAUUAUCAAGUGGUGUAAAUAUAAUAACACCAGUGCGAAGGAUAUUAACAUGCUCUUACAAGUUCCUACGUUUAGCAAAAACCCCAUCUGGACAUCAGCAGUGGCUGAACUGAUGGUUGCUGCGAGAAGUGAAGAUAGCAGUCAUAGUGCAUAUGGAAUUCUAUCCGAUGAUGGUGAUUUGAGUUUAAAUCUUUAUUUAAAUAGUAUUGAUGUUGAAAGUGGAGCCAGAGGGUGGGGAAGACUGAAGAUAAAUGAGUCAUUUGACAAAUGUACAUUGUCAAAUUUUCAAGCCACCGAUCUAUCUUUCAAGAAAUUUUGUACAAUUGGAACGAAGACUUACUGUUUAGAAUUGAAUUACUUUACCAGAAAAUUCAUCUUUUCUUGUUUUGAAGAUAAUGUUGGAGUAGAUUUGCAAGUGCCUAAUGAUCUGAAAUGUCGUGAUGGUGGUUACUACAUUAUCGCAGUUGAGAAAAUGAUUUAUUUAUUUCAUGGAAUUUUUGCUACGGACAUUUGGGUUUACCACUGUGAACUAGGUACGUGGGAAAAGAUCUUUACUGAAUAUGAUUCACCCUUUCUCAAGGAUUCAUUUCUAAGUGAUUAUCAUCCAUGGUUCGAUGUUACGUUUUUAGAUCAUGUUAUUUAUGUUGUUGGAUGUAAAAAUAGUAACACCGUGACUGAUCGUGAUAAUAGAUAUAUUCUGGCGAUCGAUUCUCGUGCUCCUUAUCAGAUUAGAAAUCGUAUCACAUUCCCAAAUCCUUUUCAACAUGAAAAUGCGGCCGUUUGUUCGUUUGACGGAAAAAUAGCGAUUUCAGGCUCCAGUCACGAUAGUACUUUGCAUAAUACCUUUAGUAUUUUCGAUGUGACGGCUAAUAAAUGGAGAACCGAUCUGCAGCCUAUGAAUGAAGGCAGAGCGAGGCAUAAAAUGAUUCAUCGUGAUGGGUUUAUCUAUGCUGUGGAAAGAAGGCCAUUCACCAAGAAUGAGAAAUAUGAUGUAAAGUUGAAUACGUGGAUUGAGAUGCCAAAGUUGCCUGAACGAGCUCAGUUCGUCAGCUCUGAUGGAGUCAAUAUUACAGUGGGUUUAGGUAACGUAAUCUAUGCUGAAUAAAUUCCUCUGAAGGAUUGGCUACGUCUAUAUUUGUUAAUUUGUCAUUCUUAUUUUCAUUGAAAUGUUAUUUCUUGGUGUACAAUAUUUUCUUGUAUUUUUGUUUGCAUGCUUUUUUUGAUUAUUAGAAUAGAUACUUUAGAUUAAUUUUACGAUUGCCAUUCUGUUUUAUACUCUUAGUUUUUAUCGUUUUGUUCUACGUAUUUUGAAUAGAAUUGCAACGUUGACAGUGUUCCACCAAUUUUUUUUCAAACUUGCAGGUUCUCUGUUUGGGAUAAAGCCUAGUUUUGAUUUGUCAAAUCGAU
Messenger RNA from Planococcus citri (citrus mealybug), 3186 nucleotides. RefSeq names its product kelch repeat and BTB domain-containing protein 12-like. Gene Ontology annotation, molecular function: protein binding. The coding region runs from base 1181 to 2884 and encodes 567 amino acids. Lineage: Eukaryota; Metazoa; Arthropoda; Insecta; Hemiptera; Pseudococcidae. The record is from RefSeq and is a predicted model, not a curated record. The transcript has 3 exons.